UCCAUCAUGACAGAGGACGAGGAGGACUGGGAGGACUACUGCAAGGGCGGCUACCACCCCGUACACAUCGGCGACGCUUUCUCCGACGCCCGCUACAUCGUCGUCAGAAAGCUCGGCUGGGGCCACUUCUCCACAGUCUGGCUCGCGAAGGACACAAGACUCAACCGGCACGUCGCCCUCAAGAUCGUCAAAUCAGCCCCUCGCUACACAGAGACCGCCCUCGACGAGAUAAAGCUCCUCCAGCGCCUCAUCACAUCCUCCACUCCUCCCACUCACCCCGGGCGAUCCCAUGUCAUCUCCUUCCUCGACCAUUUCCGCCACAAAGGCCCCAACGGCACCCACGUCUGCAUGGUCUUCGAGGUCCUCGGCGAGAACCUGCUCGGCCUCAUCAAGCGCCAUCAGCGCAAGGGCGUCCCGCAGCACCUGGUCAAGCAAAUCGCAAAGCAGAUCCUCCUCGGCCUCGACUACAUGCAUCGUUGUUGCGGCGUGAUCCACACCGACUUGAAGCCUGAGAACGUGCUCAUAUGCAUCGACGAUGUCGAAUCCAUCAUCCAAGCCGAGCUUGCAGCCUCGACUGCAAACGCGACUCCCCCGCCCACAAAGCUCGUCGGCGUCCCUCCCUCCCGCGGUCGCGGUGGAAACCAGACACCCCGCUCCGAGUCCGUCUUCAUCACCGGCUCGCAGCCACUCCCCUCGCCGUCCUCGUCUCACGGCGCGUCCCCGAUGCUCGACAAGUGGGCCUUUGGCAUGAGCAAGAUCGACAACAGCAAGCCGAGCUCGCUCACCGCAGACGAACCUGAGAAGCGCCCGCGCGGGCUGUCCGCUGAGAUGGACAGCGCGUCCGAGCGCAUCUCGCAGCUCCUGCGUGAUCCGGGCUUCGGCGAGAAAUCCUCCUCCGCGAACUCUAAGCCCUCUGGACCGUCUCUGCUCUCCCAACAAGCGCCCCGUCACCCCCAGGACCACCCACCAAUAUCCGAAAAAGGCAAGGCCGCCGAGUCGCCGCCCGCCGAAGCCCCUUCGCUGUCGACCUCCGCCAUGUCUCUGGAGGCGGGUACAAGCGUCUCGCCUGGGACGCUCGAGGGCGUCGAGCGCAUCACGGUCAAGAUCGCUGACCUGGGCAACGCAACGUGGGUCGAGCACCACUUUACAGACGACAUUCAGACGCGACAAUACCGGUGUCCGGAAGUUCUGCUUGGCGCGCGGUGGGGUCCGAGUGCUGAUAUAUGGAGCGUGGCUUGUGUGUUGUUCGAGCUCCUCGCUGGCGGGGAUUACCUCUUUGAUCCGCAGGCGGGCUCCCGAUACAGCAAGGACGAAGAUCACAUCGCGCAGAUAAUCGAGCUCAUGGGCGAAUUUCCACCCAGUCUUGCCUUUUCGGGAAAGUACAGUUCCCGAUUUUUCAAUCGAAAGGGCGAGUUGCGCCACAUCAACAAGCUGCGAUUUUGGCCGCUCCAGGACGUCUUCCGCGACAAAUACGAGUUUUCGAUCGAGACCGCCGACACCAUUGGCUCGUUCCUGAACCCCAUGCUCCGCCUCAACCCAGAGAAGCGGGCGGGCGCGGGCGAGCUCAUACACCACCGCUGGCUGGACGCAGUCGUCGUCCAAGGCGAGGUGGACGUCAUCCGCCGCGCGGAGGAGGAAGAGGCACGGCGGCGCGCGCUGACCGCCCCAUCCGCCGUGAACGGCGCCGCCCCACCCAAUCUCAUCGAGCACGAUUCCGACGCAGACGCCCUCAAGCCCGUCGAUGACGAG
Messenger RNA from Heterobasidion irregulare TC 32-1, 1749 nucleotides. RefSeq lists its product as uncharacterized. Lineage: Eukaryota; Fungi; Basidiomycota; Agaricomycetes; Russulales; Bondarzewiaceae. The transcript is spliced from 7 exons. The annotation marks the transcript as partial. Gene Ontology annotation, biological process: protein phosphorylation; spliceosomal complex assembly; regulation of mRNA processing. The record is from RefSeq and is a predicted model, not a curated record. Gene Ontology annotation, molecular function: protein kinase activity; ATP binding.